AUGGCUUCUUCGUAUGGCGUUGAUUCCUUGCUUGGUCCGAUCUUCGCCGCCACCGCAGCUACUUCACCUCGCUCGUCCACAAACCCAACUUCUCAGAUCGGUGCCCUCGUCACCACCGCCACGCGGUCAGUGUCACCAUCGUCUUCUCAGUUCAACAAACUAAAUGAGAUGUGUGAUGCAGUGGGCAAGGUCCAGAAGGCAGUCGCUGAUUUGGGACAUCAGCUAUCUGCGUUGUCUCAAGUUCUUCUUGCUGCAGCAGCCCCCAUCGCCACCGCCACCGCCACCUCCCAUGCCACCGCCGUGGUCGCCACGCCUACAAGCAGGUUUCCCGUUGCAGCAACUGGCACCACCUCAGCAUUGGCGCCCACUAGGCGUUCGACUGAAUGCUCGAGUAGUGUUUUGACCUCCAUCACUGCGCAUCCGAGCGGAACGCCUCCUGCAGUCACCACCAUCUCCACCACCUCUGUUGCCUGCGUCAUCACCGCGCCUCCAACCGGACCCCCUGCGGCAGUCACCACUGCUACUGCUUACCGCGUCAUCAGGAUGCACUGGAGUGACCUUCGUGUGGUGAAUGACAUCCCCAGUGAAGUGUCUCUUUCAUGUACACAAGCUUCAAAAAUGUUGCCCACCAACUGUUUGACUGAAUGCCUGAGCGACAUUAUGUAUCUGAAGGAGGCAAGGUUAACAACCAAAACGGCUCACCUAUCUCCGCCAGCGACAUUGGUCAUGCCUGUCAUCUCUGUGCGUACAUCAACCAACAUCAACACCACCAGAACCGUUGGCGUUGGAUGCCCAGGACUCCAUCUGCAUUCCCAGGUCAGCGGCGCUCAAAGCCACUGUCACUGUCGUUCCAAUACAGUCCAUGGUGACAAGUGCCUUCAUAGAAAAAUGCCUCGACAAGGACAGCCCAGAGAGGGACAUGUCUUUUGUGGCGCUACUAUCAUGGUUUUCUAUCAGCCCUGUGUGCCAGGUGUUUGUCGUUGGUUUCCUUCCUGCAGAGAUACGACCACCAUGGCGACCACCUCUGGUCUGUAGCAGCCAUUUGAGAGCUAGCCCUCUAGUACAGAAGGUAUUGUAUGCAAUAGUCAACAAUGACAUGAGGGUGCAGAAUAAAGGAGUCAAUGCAAAUCUUAUAUUGCCGUGGAACCCCGGCAUACAGUCCGUAGCUGAGCCACACCAUGUACAAGAUGAUGUUAUAUUGGUUUAUGCAUAUUCUGCUGAGCAGUCCUACCACAAGUGGUUCAUUUCACUGAAAUAUCACUGCCAUGUUACUGGUCAUUCCCUACCGUAUUACGACUUGUAUGGAACACGGUUGACCCUGAUUACCGUUGGCGUGUGUUCCAACAUGAUUUUGCUACACACAGUGGAAUAUCCAGAGUUGGAAGAAAAAAAUGGACUGAAGAAUGUUACAGCAGCAACAACUGAUGAGUGUGUUCUUCCUUUAAAACAGUCCCAGUUUUGUGCCUUUGAAUUUUGGGAAGAGCAGCCCAAAAGUGCAGCUACUACAGAAAGCGAUGCAAGCAACCCAACAGGGGUUGGUGAUCUAUAUAUUGAUGGUUCUUUCACUCUCUGGGCCAAAAUGUUGUUCAUCAAUUCUUUGAUGCAGAAUGAAUACUGGAAACUGGAACAUCAACCAUUAAUUGGUCCCAAGAAGGAAUUGUUUUCUACUGGUAAAAUGUCUUGGUGCCAUGUCAAUUUUCCAAAAUGCCGUAACCAACUCAGCAAGGAAAAAAGAAGGGAUAGUAAUCAGAGGUAUUGUUGAUCUUUGUCUGUCGGGUGCUAGUGCUAUAGUUGAUCACGAGAAUCAGAUGUACAACAAAGAGAAAACUAAAAUUUCACACUGGAAAUUCAAAGGAACACCUCUUGAGUUUGACUUCUAUGAUCAAAGUGAAAUCAAUAUUGAGUUCUUGUUGCUGUCAUAUGCUGCAUCUCAAGUCAAGCGGCUUUUUCCAUGGGAUCCAGGAGAACAUGACCAUUUAGUGAAAAUUACUGCGAUGAUACUAGUUGGAACUGCGGGACAGGUUAUUUCUGAACUUAUCAGCAGCAAAGUGAUCACUCAAAUGGCCCGAUGUAGCACAGAGAAUAAGAUACCACAGUCGGAUGCCUCGCUGUUGCCUUUGUCUGUCGAUUGCUUGUACCCAUUGGUCAACAUCUGUACAAGAUCUGUGAGAAGCAAUCUGAAAGCUAGCUCUCCAGUUCAGACGUACAAUGACAUGAAAGUGCAGACUAAAGGAAUCUAUGCAGCUGUUGUGUUACCAUGGGACACUGGCGUACAAUCCAUUGUAUGUACAAAUUUUACUACAUGUGCUACUGCCAGUUAUCUUCCAGGGAAGCAUACUCCAGCACAUAACAUGAACAUGGUGCAGGUUUUACAAAAGGAAAGAAUUAUGGGGCUGUACAAGGAUACUGAAGAGAUGAUUCCCAUAUCUCUAAGAGACCUACUGAGCAUCACUUUCUCAUACCAAGAUUGUAUAGCGCAUGAAGAUCUCUUUCAUCUGAAGCAGCGAGUGUUUCCUAAAUUUCCUUCUGAUCAAAUCUCAAUGGAGACAUUGACUGUGAUAAUGGUUGUUGCUACUUCCACUUCUUUUGAACCAGCACGACAAGAAUCCAAGUUCAUUGUGGUUUCUGCACAAGAGCUCAAGAACAUUGUUGUUAUUGUACAAGGUCCAUACUAUACCAAUUCUAACCCUACAGGUUGUGGACUAUUCUGGGAAACAAACUCUUCAUGUUCAACCUUGCGACAAUCUGUAUCAUAUAUAUGGGUGUACAAGCGAUUUGACCCAAGAGAUCCACCAUUGGCAUUGUUGUUCAACAUGGCGAUGCAAUCAGGGGAAUGCUAUGCUACGGUGAAACAAAGGAAGUGUCAGAAGCUCAAACAUCUUGAAAUCAUAUGUUGGACGUCUCCAAUUUGGAUCAUAUCAUUUAUGCCUCCCUGAGGCUCAACAUUCUGCUCUCAACUCAGUCCAGGGAGAACCACACUUGGGGACAAGUGUGAUUUCAAGAGGGAUGGAAUGUCAGGUAUUAGUCAGAGGAGGACUUGUAGUGUCAUGGCAGAUUGAAUGGCCAGGAUCAAAAGGAAACCCAAAGGCAGAAGAUCUACCGCUGUCAACGUUUAUUCAUUUCCGUCCUUGUUAUUAUUUCUAUAUUCAACUUACUCUCUGUAACCUCAGGCUAUAUAAGGGGUGGUAACUAGAGGAGAUGUAUCGAUCAACUAUUCAGCCAAAUAUUGGUUAUUAUCAAUACAAGAAUACCUUUACAUA
Triticum aestivum (bread wheat) is the source of this 3260-nucleotide messenger RNA. RefSeq lists its product as uncharacterized. The coding region runs from base 1 to 1035 and encodes 344 amino acids. The record is from RefSeq and is a predicted model, not a curated record. Lineage: Eukaryota; Viridiplantae; Streptophyta; Magnoliopsida; Poales; Poaceae. The transcript is spliced from 2 exons.